This is a messenger RNA of Bradysia coprophila, 1589 nucleotides long. Its product is annotated as venom serine carboxypeptidase-like. Gene Ontology annotation, biological process: proteolysis. Gene Ontology annotation, molecular function: serine-type carboxypeptidase activity. NCBI's taxonomy places the organism in Eukaryota, Metazoa, Arthropoda, Insecta, Diptera, Sciaridae. The record is from RefSeq and is a predicted model, not a curated record.
AUAUUAGUAUUAAGUGAAUACAGGUAGAGUUAACGUGUUUCCUCAAUUGCAGUGAAAUGUUAAAAGAUAAAUUGAAAAUUACUUGGAAAUUUUUUAUUUUUCAAACAUUGUUAGUAGUACAUUGUUGUUGUGAUUCAAGAACAGAAUCAAAUACGAUAAAAAAUGAACCUUUGUUUUUGACACCUCUGAUAAAGGCUGGGAAAAUUUCUGAAGCGCAAGAUGCGGCUAGAGUACAGAAUUUAGUGGUUUCUGAUCACAGUACAGCCAUCGUUAGUUUCAGUGGAUUUUUAACCGUACAACCAGAAUACAACUCCAAUUUAUUUUUCUGGUUUGUGCCAUGUCAGAACAAUCCACAGGAUAAACCUCUGAUAUUAUGGUUGCAAGGUGGUCCAGGUGAAUCGGCUCUAUAUGGCCUAUUCACUGAACAUGGCCCAUUCAAAAUUGAUUCGUCGUUGAAAAAGUUAAAUUAUAGGAACGAAUCAUGGACUACAACACAUUCUAUGCUUUACUUGGAUAGUCCUGUAGGUGCUGGAUUCAGCUUUACUGAAGGUGACAAUGGAUAUGCAAGAAAUGAGAAUGAUGUCGCAAGAAAUGUGUACGACGGUCUACUACAAUUUUUCAAACUAUUUCCAGAAUAUAGAGCAAGAGAUUUCUUUGUUGCUGGGGAAUCAUAUGGAGGUAAAUAUGUACCUGCCGUAUCUCACAAGAUCCAUAGUGAAAAUGAUCAAUUAGAUUCGUCAUCCGAAAAUCGUAUAAAUUUGAAAGGUCUGGCAAUGGGCAAUGCAUUUACCGAUCCAGUAACAACAAUAAAUUACGGCACAUUUUUGUAUGACUUGGGUCUGAUAGACUAUCACCAGCUACACUAUUUCAAACAAGAAGAGGAAAAGGCACGAAACUUAAUUAAAGAAGCGAAAUUUGUUGAAGCAUUCGAUACAAUGGACAAAUUAUUCUUAGGAUCGAAAAAUACAUCGAUACCGAGUUAUUUUACUCGAGCGACAGGAUACAACUCAGUCUAUAAUAUACUAAGAACGAAUGAUCCAGACGAUAUGCUCUACUUUAAAGAUGUGCUACAAAAUCAAGAUGAUGAUGAAAUCAUUAGACCAUUUAUACAUGUUGGUGAUCGUACAUUUCAGCACUUUGAUUUGGGCGGACCGGUUGCACAACACUUAGAAGAAGAUAUUUAUCAAAGUGUUAAGAAUCUGGUCGAAGAUUUGUUAAAUGCCAAAUGUCGGCAUAAUGUGCCAAAAUAUAAGAUCAUGUACUAUACCGGUGCACUAGAUGUGUGCGUUGGUGUACCGUUGAUAAACAAAUUGAUUGAAAAUUUAAAUGGAUGGGACAGACUGGAUACAUUUCAAGAGACACAAAAAGACAUUUGGUAUUUUGACAGAGAACAGAAAAUUAUUGCUGGAUAUUUUAAAUCGUAUUCUGGUUUAACACAUGCUGUUGUAAGAAAUGCUGGGCAUCGGGUACCUUACGAUCAACCAGAAUGGGCUUUGGACAUGAUCGGAAGAUUUACCAAUAAAUGAACCGGAUUUCGUGUACAAAAUGUUAUUUUAAUGUGAUGCCAAGUGAUUGUUGAAACAAUUCUU